This is a messenger RNA of Mycosarcoma maydis (corn smut), 1185 nucleotides long. RefSeq lists its product as uncharacterized. NCBI's taxonomy places the organism in Eukaryota, Fungi, Basidiomycota, Ustilaginomycetes, Ustilaginales. Bases 1 to 1185 code for a protein of 394 amino acids. The record is from RefSeq and is a predicted model, not a curated record. The transcript has a single exon.
AUGAGAAGCUGCAAAGUGUCGUUGCUGCUCUGGUGUGCUCUCGCACUACAGUUAGCCGCUCAGUUUGCUUUUGGCGGUUCGUUGAUCCCUUCCACCGAAGAGCUGCUCCGAAGAGAAUUGGGUGGCCAACUCAUUCCGAAACUUCCAAUAUGCCUUGCUCCGGAAGUGACGUCGCCCUUGACUGGCAGCAAUCCCAAGUCGGCGGUCACGACGGUGCAGACAGGUAACAACUGCGGUGCUCAUGGCGAUCCUCCUGCACGCGUGCUGUCCAAUCUAGAAUCGCCCAACGGACUGCAAGACUACGUACAGAUCUGCCACGGACAAAUCUUGAGCAUGACCGACAAAGCUGGACUGAAGCGAGCCGUGUGCUUCUAUGCCAAUCCAAAAUCAACCAAGCGCAAGCCCCUUCCUCUGCUCGUGUAUCUGCACCCUUCGCUGUUUGGAGCGACGACCACGUUCCCGCUGACUGGUUACGACUUGGUACGCGACACGCAGUCGCUCAACAACGAAGAUCCUAGCCGCCUCGGAUUCUCCUACAUCCUGCCUGCUGGUAGAAAUACGGUGCACCAGUAUCCGUUCCCGGACCAAGUUGGUUUGGGCUGGGACAAUUGGUACAGAAACUCGGACCGCUCUUCACCUGAACUCAACAUCGACGUUGAUUUUAUUGACAAAUCGAUCGCGUACGCCAAAAGCAACGUACCUGUCGAUCCGCGCCGAGUGUUUCUGACGGGAUGGUCGAAUGGUGCUGCCAUGGCUGAAUUGUACGCUGCUCAGACGGACGGGAUCGCUUCCGCAGCUGUCUACUCUGCUCCGGACCCGUACCGCGACUCGCAGGACCCGUGCACGCAGGUGCCAUACCCAAAGUUUGCCACUCCGGUUCGCGAUGUGCACAACUACUGCGACUUUUUCGGCAUUUGCACGACAGGCAAGUACUAUCAUGACGAUCUCAAGAAGCGAUAUCCGUCAUUGAAACAGAGUAUGGUCGUGAUCGAUGUGCUGACGGCGGCGGUCAAGAGCAAGGAUGCGAAUGCCCAAUGUGACCCAGCGUGUCAGAGUGCGUGCAUUGUGACCACCGGCACACUGGCUCACCUUCGUUGGCCAGUCACGCGCAACAGUGACACUUUCUUUUCAUUCUUGCGUGCCAAUCCCCUACCUGCCUCGGGUACGUGGGGCGCACCCCGAUAG